Molecule: messenger RNA, 1333 nt
Organism: Musa acuminata subsp. malaccensis (wild Malaysian banana)
Lineage: Eukaryota; Viridiplantae; Streptophyta; Magnoliopsida; Zingiberales; Musaceae
Product: putative MO25-like protein At5g47540
Biological process (GO): intracellular signal transduction
Molecular function (GO): protein serine/threonine kinase activator activity
Source: RefSeq, a predicted model, not a curated record
UUUGGAUGGACGUCAUUGCCCGUUGGUACUGUUCGCCAGCGAAGAGAAACCCCCGCCGAACCAUCGUGCGAUCGAAGCCCCCCUUCCCGAAUCCCCCGGCGUACCCCCACGAUCCCUAACCCUAGCCCUUGCGGCGGCACCCUCAAGCGGGGGUGCCUCGCAAUCUUGUGGCCGCGCCUCCUCCGGAGGCCGCCGUUGCCUCCCGCGAGAACCAUGAAGGGCCUCUUCAAGUCGAAGCCGCGGACCCCCGCCGACGUCGUGCGGCAGGCGCGAGACCUCCUCGUGUACGUUGACCUCAACUGGAACUCCCAGGACGCCAAGCGGCAGGAGAAGAUGGCAGAAUUAUGUAAAAAUUUACGGGAGCUGAAGUUUAUUCUUUAUGGCAACAGCGAAUCGGAGCCAAUUGCCGAAGCUUGUGCGCAAUUAACUCAGGAGUUCUUUAGAGAGAACACCCUACGUCUACUAAUAAUUUGUCUCCCAAAGUUCAAUUUAGAAGGUCGUAAAGAUGCUACUCAAGUUGUGGCAAAUUUGCAAAGGCAACAGGUCCAUUCACGAUUGAUUGCAUCUGAGUAUUUGGAAGCUAACAAAGAUCUCUUAGAUCUUUUGAUUUCUGGGUAUGAAGACAUGGACAUCGCUUUACAUUAUGGAGCCAUGCUCAGAGAAUGCAUUCGGCAUCAAAGUAUAGCAAGGUAUGUUUUGGAGUCCGAUCACAUGAAGAAAUUCUUUGAUUUUAUCCAGCUUCCGAAUUUUGACAUAGCAUCGGAUGCUUAUGCAACUUUUAAGGAGCUAAUGACAAGGCACAAAUCAACUGUUGCAGAAUAUCUCUCUAAAAAUUAUGAAUGGUUUUUCACAGAAUUUAACUCAAGAUUGCUGUCAUCUCCCAAUUACAUUACAAGAAGGCAAGCUGUCAAGCUUUUGGGUGAUAUGUUACUGGAUCGGUCAAAUUCUGCAGUUAUGGUCCGCUAUGUUAGCUCAAAGGACAAUCUUAUGAUUCUGAUGAAUCUCCUCAGGGAAUCAAGUAAGAAUAUCCAAAUAGAAGCAUUCCAUGUAUUUAAGUUAUUUGUUGCUAAUCAAAAUAAGCCUCCUGAGAUAAUAAGCAUAUUGACAACAAACAAAAAGAAGCUUCUUCGCUUACUCCAAGAUAUCAAGUUGGACAAAGAAGAUGAGCAAUUUGAAGGAGACAAAGCUCAAGUUAUCAGGGAGAUAGAAGCUCUUAACUAAGAGAGUACCUUUUGAUAGGGUUCUUCACAUGCUGUGUCAUCUUUCAAACUCUACUUGUGAUGUUAAUAACUCAGGUUUGAACCAUAUUGCUUUCAUGAUCGCCUUCAUGGUA